Messenger RNA from Suricata suricatta (meerkat), 2106 nucleotides. It is a transcript of the gene PPT2, whose product is annotated as palmitoyl-protein thioesterase 2. Gene Ontology annotation, molecular function: palmitoyl hydrolase activity; thiolester hydrolase activity. The transcript has 9 exons. Gene Ontology annotation, cellular component: lysosome. The record is from RefSeq and is a predicted model, not a curated record. Bases 469 to 1452 code for a protein of 327 amino acids. Lineage: Eukaryota; Metazoa; Chordata; Mammalia; Carnivora; Herpestidae.
CCAAGGCGUCUACAUGAGCCCCUGACCACCUACAGCCACUCCAUCCUCACACUAUACAAUUCGGGCACAAACUGGUUUUAUUAAGAGACUUUAGACCGGCAAAGACCUUGUGAACAGGAGGGAUUCAGACAAGCUUCGAUAGUCCUUUUCUCAAGGGAUGCGUCUUUAAAUGCUAAGCAAAAGCCCACCUAGGUAUCGGGUAGGGGUCAAGACGGAGUUGCGGGACGCCGGGAGCUUGGAAGUCUGAAAGGGGUUCGAAGGUCUGCGUCUGGAGCCGCACAGAAACUCCUGGCUAAGAGCCGAUUGUGGGGGUCUCUCAGGUUGAAAGACUGGUGGAAACCACGCACGCGUGAGUCAGCGCUGCCCCGGGGGCCCUCCGCCCCUUGGAGGUGGGUCGUACGCCGGGAGCGGAGUAGAGUAGGCCGGGAGAAACUGGGCCAGGCUGAAUUUUUAGCUCGAGGGGCCUCAAUGGGCCUCGAGAACUCUUCGCGUCUCUGGAGACAAGGGCACUACACGCACUUCAUAAUGAAGAGUUGCGGGAGCAUGUUGGGGCUCUGGGGGCUGCGGCUUCCCCCGACGGGGAUCCUGCUCCUGUUGCCGUUCCUGCCGCUGCUGCUGCCCGCAGCCCCCGCGCCCCAUCGCGCUCCCUACAAGCCGGUCAUCGUGGUGCACGGGCUCUUUGACAGCUCGUACAGCUUCCGCCACCUGCUGGAAUACAUCAACGAGACACACCCCGGGACUGUGGUGACAGUGCUCGAUCUCUUCGAUGGGAGAGAGAGCUUGCGACCCUUGUGGGAACAGGUGCAAGGGUUCGGAGAGGCUGUGGCCCCCAUCAUGGCAAAGGCCCCUCAAGGGGUGCAUCUCAUCUGCUACUCGCAGGGGGGCCUAGUGUGCCGGGCACUGCUCUCUGUCAUGGAUGAGCACAAUGUGGAUUCUUUCAUCUCUCUCUCCUCUCCGCAAAUGGGACAGUAUGGAGAUACAGACUAUUUGAAGUGGCUCUUCCCUACCUCCAUGAGGUCUAACCUCUAUCGGAUCUGCUAUAGCCCCUGGGGCCAGGAAUUCUCCAUCUGCAACUACUGGCAUGACCCCCACCACGAUGACUUGUAUCUCAAUGCCAGCAGCUUCCUGGCCCUGAUCAAUGGGGAAAGAGAUCAUCCCAAUGCCACUGCAUGGAAGAAGAACUUUCUUCGUGUGGGCCGCCUGGUGCUAAUUGGGGGCCCUGAUGAUGGUGUUAUUACCCCCUGGCAGUCCAGCUUCUUUGGUUUCUACGAUGCAAAUGAGACGGUCUUGGAGAUGGAGGAGCAACCGGUUUAUCUGCGGGAUUCUUUUGGGUUGAAGACUCUAUUGGCUCGGGGAGCCAUAGUGAGGUGUCCGAUGGCUGGGAUCUCCCACACGGCCUGGCACUCCAACCGUACCCUUUAUGAGACCUGCAUUGAACCUUGGCUCUCCUGAGGAUUUCCUCAGGGAUCCCCCAGGAACUCCCCAGCCCAGAGACCAAGCGGUGGCCUUGGAAAGCAGAUGUCAGGCUCCGGUGUGCCUGCAACCACCCUAUUGCUCCCACACUGCCCCCACCAACCAGGGCUCCCACGACCCCCUUCCUCUGCUCCUCUGUAAACGACAAAUCCUGGUCUCCACCACCUCAUGUUUGCUCCGUGCCGUCUCUCUCCCAAGGCCGACGUUGGGAAGAGAAACCAGGUUUUUAACUUGUGGCUGCUCCUGCUGCUGCUGCUGCUCUGUCUCUGGCUGUAUAGGAGAACCCACCCCUGCCCACUACAGGGAUCUCCUUCUAGGCCACUCAGGACAUUUUUAGCUUCUGUUCUCCCCAUGUUCCCUUUGUCUCAGCCCUCCCAACUCCCAGGAAGGACUACCCAUGAGAGUGGGGUUCUGAGGCUCCCCUAUGGGGACAGUUCCGUUCUUGAAGUGUCAGUGUUGGGGAAUAUCAAUGGCCUGUGAGGCCCAUCUCAGGUUUGGGGAUCCCCCAGUCCCUAUGUUCAGUGUUGGGGUACCCCCUGGGAGCCUAGUUUCUUUGAGGCUCCAGCCCCUCUUUUAGCUACCAUUGAAUGGGUGUUAACCCUGUAUUUAUGGAAAUAAAAUUCCAUUUCCUCA